Molecule: messenger RNA, 839 nt
Organism: Bombyx mori (domestic silkworm)
Lineage: Eukaryota; Metazoa; Arthropoda; Insecta; Lepidoptera; Bombycidae
Gene: RabX4
Product: ras-related protein Rab-8A
Exons: 5
Coding region: 59-673 (204 amino acids)
Molecular function (GO): GTP binding; GTPase activity
Source: RefSeq, a predicted model, not a curated record
AGUUCGACUCAUGUUUUGGGCCGUAGCUCGCGUACCAACAAGAAAGUAAACAAAAAAAAUGGCUUUAGAUUUUUCCGCUACGUAUAAACUGUUGGUCUUAGGUGAUUCUAACGUAGGUAAAACGUGUAUAGUUCACAGGUACUGUGACGAGAGGUAUUAUGAUAUUUACAUAUCCACAAUAGGAAUAGAUUUCAAACAAAAAAUAAUAAACUUGGACGGUGUGCCUAUUAAGCUUCAGAUAUGGGAUACCGCAGGUCAAGAAAGGUUCCGCACACUGACCACUGCUUAUUACCGUGGAGCUAUGGGGAUUAUACUCAUGUACGAUAUUACCAAUUUGGAGUCGUUCAACCAUUUGUCAUAUUGGCUCAGGAAUAUACAAGAGUACGCGUCUCCAGAUGUCAUUAAGGUGCUGGUGGGCAACAAAUGCGACGUACAUGAAAAUCACAGAGCCGUUCCCAAGGAUAGAGGUCAAAAGAUUGCGGAUGACUUCGAUAUGCCGUUUUUCGAAGUGUCUUGUAAGAACAACAUAAAUAUAGAGGAGGCUUUCUUGACGUUGGCCAGAAAGAUCAGAGAGUACCGGGAGACGAAGGCUGACGCAUUUGAAUUGAAGGAAAGAGACAACGUCGUCAAGCCUUCGGUUUCUGAAACUGACGCAUCGAAAUGCUUUUGUUAGCCUAUUGUAGUUGUUCACGGUAGCUGAUUCUUGUCUGAUUCCAACGCAGUCGUGUUCACAUGUUAAAUUUUCAUCUCCUACAUAUUUACGUUACCGAGUACUCGAAGAUUGCGCAAAGAGUUGAAUAUAGAGCAAUUUUUUUAAAUAAAAUAUCGAAAAUUUAAAU